AUGAAAAUAUUAAGUGCAUUGCUUCUUCUUUUUACGUUGGCCUUUGCUGAGGUCAUUGAGCUGACCAACAAGAACUUUGAUGACGUGGUUCUAAAGUCCGGAAAGUACACCUUAGUGAAGUUUUAUGCCGAUUGGUGUUCGCAUUGCAAGCGAAUGAAUCCAGAGUAUGAAAAGCUGGCCGAAGAACUGAAGCCAAAGAGUGAUCUGAUCCAGAUUGCCGCCAUUGAUGCUAACAAAUACUCAAAGUACAUGAAGGUGUACGAUAUUGAUGGAUUUCCGACGAUGAAAUUGUUCACACCCAAGGACAUAUCUCAUCCGAUCGAAUUUUCUGGAUCAAGAGACAGUGAAAGCUUUUUGAACUUUUUGGAGUCAACUACUGGUUUGAAGUUGAAGAAGAAGGCGGAAGUAAAUGAGCCUUCGUUAGUUCAAUCAAUUGAUGAUUCAACAAUAGAUGACCUUGUUGGGAAGGACAGGUUUAUUGCAGUUACUGCUUCGUGGUGUGGAUAUUGCAAAAGAUUGCAUCCUGAAUGGGAGAAGUUAGCCAAAGCUUUUGGCAAUGACGAUAUUGUCAUCGGAAACGUUGUUACCGAUGUUGUGGAAGGUGAGAAUAUUAAGGCGAAGUAUAAAGUUCAAUCUUUCCCGACUAUCCUGUACUUCACAGCAGGCUCAGAUGAACCAAUAAGAUAUGAAUCUCCAGAUAGAACUGUUGAAGGUUUGGUUAAAUUUGUCAAUGAACAAGCUGGCUUAUUUCGUGAUCCAGAUGGAACUUUGAAUUUCAACGCCGGUCUAAUUCCAGGAGUGAGUGAUAAACUUACCAAUUACAUUAAGGAAAAAGACCAAAGUUUAUUGGAGUCAACGUUAGACUUGCUAAGCAACCAUGAACAUAUCAAGGACAAAUUCAGUGUCAAAUACCACAAGAAGGUCAUAGAAAAGUUGUUGAAGGGAGAGAAUGAAUUCCUCAACAAUGAAGUUGAGAGGCUAUCAAAAAUGCUGAAUACAAAGCUAUCGGCAAACAAUUCAGACUCUGUGAUUAAAAGACUGAAUAUCUUGCGCAAUUUUAUUGAGGCCAAAACUGAGUCAAAACCCCAGUUAUUACACCAAGAGCUAUAA
Komagataella phaffii GS115 is the source of this 1110-nucleotide messenger RNA. Its product is annotated as Protein disulfide isomerase, multifunctional protein resident in the endoplasmic reticulum lumen. Gene Ontology annotation, cellular component: endoplasmic reticulum. Gene Ontology annotation, biological process: protein folding. Bases 1 to 1110 code for a protein of 369 amino acids. The record is from RefSeq and is a predicted model, not a curated record. The transcript has a single exon. Lineage: Eukaryota; Fungi; Ascomycota; Pichiomycetes; Pichiales; Pichiaceae. Gene Ontology annotation, molecular function: protein disulfide isomerase activity.